Odontomachus brunneus is the source of this 2220-nucleotide messenger RNA. Its product is annotated as nuclear RNA export factor 1-like. Gene Ontology annotation, biological process: poly(A)+ mRNA export from nucleus. Gene Ontology annotation, molecular function: protein binding; RNA binding. Lineage: Eukaryota; Metazoa; Arthropoda; Insecta; Hymenoptera; Formicidae. The record is from RefSeq and is a predicted model, not a curated record. The transcript has 10 exons. Gene Ontology annotation, cellular component: nucleus; cytoplasm. The coding region runs from base 1 to 2010 and encodes 669 amino acids.
AUGCCGAAGAAGUCGAGUAAAUCAGCGUCCUGGGAUCAUCGUGGCGGCCGUGCAGCUACAUCCUUAGACACCAAUAAGCGUUGGUUGGCCGACAAGCACUAUUUCGCACACGACGACCGUGUAGUGAGACCAGGCCUUGGUUCGUAUGUUGGGGGAAAUAGACUCCGCGUAUCAUUCAAGACGCAAAGACCAAGUAAAGAGAUUAGGCGUAAUUUGAAUCUCGCAAAUCUGGAUGAAGACAUUCCAAUGACCAUGAGUUCCAAUAAUAAUGCAAGACAAGUAAUUAUCCGUGAAAGAACACGUGGUGGUUGUUCUCGAGGAAGAAAUAGUCCUUUGCCAAGUAGAAAUUUUCAGGGAGGUCAACCUACUGGAUCGAGAAUGCGGCAACCUCGAUUAGGCGAAUCUGAUUGGUAUAAGAUUUGUAUUCCAUUCGGCCACAAGUAUGAGAAAGAUUAUGUCUUGAGAAAUCUGUUGAACUACAUGGCGCCUGAAGCAUUCAUACCCAUUACUUAUAAAGUAAUGGACAAUAGUGCUAUCUUUUACGUUGACGAUCAGAAAGCAGCGAACGCAUUGGCAAAUUGCGAUCGCAAGAUUACGAUGACAGACGGCUUCAAGUUGCAAAUAAGAGUGAAGCCGGGAUUUCCGCAGUUUGAGAUCGAUGAUAAGUUGAAAGAACGUCUGAAGCAAGCUAUGGGGAAACGAUAUAUAGCAGAAACAAAUGCCCUGGAUUUAUCCAAGUUCCAUCAAGAUGUUGAUCUUGUUGCUGAUUAUUUCUGCGCAUUAUUUCGUCCUGUGAUGUUAAUGGCAGUAUUGGACAUUGUGGGUGAACAUAUACCUACAUUGGAAGCCUUAAAUUUGGAAGGCAAUAAACUUCAUAUUAUCCAAGGGCUUGGAAUCUUGAACAAAAAGUUUCCAAAAUUGAAGAUACUUUAUAUUGGAGACAAUAAGAUCCGAGAAAUGCAUCAAAUAGACGUUCUGAAAGACCUCAAGUUGGAGGAAUUGCGGUUGAAUGGAAAUCCUGUUUGUAAGAAAUACAAGUCUCGGCAAACCGAUUACGUAAGUGACGUCCGGAAACGGUUUCCGAAGUUGAUGAGAUUGGAUGGGACAGAAUUACCACGGCCAAUAGUAUUUGAUGUGGUGGAUGAAGCAGCCAAAGCACCAUCAUCACAAAGAAUAUUUGCCUCGAGCGCGAAGGCACAUGAAGUCGCCAGCCGAUUCCUUCAGCAGUACUUCAUGAUAUUCGACAGCGAUAAUCGCCAAUCGCUGUUGAAUGCUUAUAAUGAGCAGGCGUGUUUUAGUUUAACGAUUACAUACACCCACGCUAAAUUGAACGGUUAUCUCACAGAAAACCGAAAUUUGUUUAGGGUGAACGAUACCUCUAAAAGAAUGAAAUUAUUGAAAACUGGUAAAUUACCAGUGGUAUCGUUUCUUUCGGAGAUGCCGCAGACAAAGCAUCUUCUCGAUUCUUUCACGAUGGACAUCACGUUACCAACACCGACGAUGAUGUUCGUUACAUUGACGGGCUACUUCCAAGAAGUCAAUAGUAAGGAAGAGCCUAUCCGCUAUUUCAAUCGGACCUUCAUAAUAAUCCCGGAAGGUGCCGGAUAUUGUAUUUGCAAUGAACAAUUGCACAUCAGUCAACCUACCGAUGCCCAGUUAAAACAAUUGAAGAGUCAGCUGAGUCAAAGUGUACAGCCGACUCCGUUGUUGCCACAAACACCCGUGCAACAACCAACCGUGUUAAUACCACCAACACCCGUAGAACAAUCAGCUCCGUUGGUGGCACAAAUGACAACCGAAGUCGAAGUAGCAAAGCCCAUGGAGACGGCCGAAUUGAGUGAAGAGAUAAAGCAGCAGAUGGUCGUUACGUUGAGCCAGCAAACGAACAUGAAUUUACAGUGGAGCUUCAAAUGCUUAAACGAGGUACAAUGGAAUUAUGAUAACGCGUUUGCUGCAUUUCAGAACUUUUUUAAGCUUGGGCAAAUACCGUCAGAGGCUUUCGCGAAAUAAAUGUAGUCUUAUCUCGUCGCGGCAUGAAAAGCUAUCGUAUUCAUGUUCUUUUGUUGGAUAUUUCGCGCGGAUUUCUCUUUUAGCAUCUUAUAUACCAAUAAUUAAAAUAUAUUCUUGGUAGAUAUUUGCUAUUCGCGAAAACCGCAAUAUCGUAUUAAAUUAUUAAAUUCCGUAAAAAAAAAAAAAAAAAAAAAAAAAGGGGGGGGGGGG